AACAUCCUAACACCCUGUGUAUCGUGGUCCAGCCCAGUCCAUCUCGCAGUCGAGGAAAUUCGUAGCGCGCCGGCAUUUCGACGAUCUCUUCGGCACGUCAAGUCUAGUCAUGGCAAAGCGGAACCAGCGUACUUUCGGGGGGUCUUAUUAGAGCUGCUUGACCUCACUCGCUAUGAGUCGAAGUCGGCAUGCGUAAUCAUUACUCGGCCCCCAGAAAUCCUGGCAUGCUUCUGCAUUUUCGGUCUCUCCGGCCCUCUCUUCGUCAUCUUCGACUCCCAUCCACGUCCUCGCCAUCAUCCUGAUGGAGCCGCUUUCAUAUUUGAAAAUUCAGCUGACGGGGCCGCCGAAUACCUCGCCGAACUCUUGCAUUACGAUGAACAUCUGCUGGCUGAUAGCAACCUGCAGUGGCAAGCGCAACUCCUCUCCCACUGUUCUGGCGACUUCUUUCUCGCGCCCGAGGCUUCCGUUGAUGACGGAGACUGGUCCGAGGUCGCAUUCGAUUCUAGUUUACAGAUGCUCCGCUUGCAGGCUCGGGUGCGAGAGCUAGAGGACGUCAACGAGAACCUUCAGUCCGAAAACAAGCGCCUCCAGGAUGAGACAUCAGAACUGGAAGAUAGAUUGUCCGAGCUCGAUGACGAGCUCGAGCGGCUGAAGAAGUGCGAGGACUUGAAACGUGCCGAAAGGCCUGUCGACACUGGUCUCAAUACCUCUCCCCACUUCCCUUCCCCAGCCUCCACCACAGCAUCCGGCACUCGAACGAAUGGGCAUCAGUCUCCCUGGAAGACUCAAGGCCGCGACGGCGACCUCGCCUUCGAUCUACAGCGCCAGUUCGACGAAGAAGACCGGCGGCUCCAGCUCCACUAUCGUUUCCUACAAGACACAGAACCCGCUACAUUCGACUGUGGUAUCUGCUUCGACUGCUUUCAGGAGGAUUUCGUGGUUCGCCUCUUGCCCUGUCGCCAUGCGUUCUGCCGUGACUGCGUGAGAGGCUACGUGGUCAACGCUAUCGAGUCCCAUCGAUAUCCUAUCACCUGCCCCACCUGUUCCGCCGGUCAAGAGCAGGGCGAGAUGGGAGAGGUUGACGACGCGGCCGUGCAACAAUUGGGUCUCAUGGAUAAGCAGUACGACAUUUACAGCGAGAUGCAGCUUGCGCCUUUCUCGACAAUCAUCCAUUGCCGCAAAUGCAAAGAAGCCAUAUUUGUGGACAAGACUGAGUACCAAGAGGUACAGACAAUAGUAUGCCCGCUUCGCGGGUGCGGGCACGUUUGGUGCAAAAUGUGCUCGCAAGCGAUACAGAUCGGCGGCCCAAAGCACUCCUGUGACGGGUCGUCGGAGCUGCAGCAUCUUAUGGGUCAGCACGGGUGGAAGAAUUGUCCAGGUGCACGCCCUGCUAACGCGUUCUACUCAGGUUGUCAAACGCCUGCAGAGAAGACGGAGGGAUGCAAUCAUAUGACGUGUAUAUCCCCUUCGUGCAACACACAUUUCUGUUACGUAUGCGGCGAGUUGAUAGUCCAAUCUGUCCGGAGGACGGACAUCCAGUCGGCAGUCUCAAAACAUUACAGCAAAUGCAGGCUUUUCUGA
Epithele typhae is the source of this 1581-nucleotide messenger RNA. RefSeq lists its product as uncharacterized. Lineage: Eukaryota; Fungi; Basidiomycota; Agaricomycetes; Polyporales; Epitheliaceae. The annotation marks the transcript as partial. Gene Ontology annotation, biological process: ubiquitin-dependent protein catabolic process; positive regulation of proteasomal ubiquitin-dependent protein catabolic process; protein polyubiquitination. Gene Ontology annotation, cellular component: ubiquitin ligase complex; cytoplasm. The transcript is spliced from 7 exons. Gene Ontology annotation, molecular function: ubiquitin protein ligase activity; ubiquitin conjugating enzyme binding. The record is from RefSeq and is a predicted model, not a curated record.